Messenger RNA from Tuber aestivum (summer truffle), 2229 nucleotides. NCBI's taxonomy places the organism in Eukaryota, Fungi, Ascomycota, Pezizomycetes, Pezizales, Tuberaceae. The record is from the annotation of a GenBank genome assembly.
AGAGCUGUGGUACGGUAUGAUAUGAUACUCGUUUGAUAACAGGGGACUCACAUGAUUUUCGUGCACGGGCGCGCUCGCCUUACCUGUGCUCGUACAACUGUUUUGCUCGUCUGUCGAAGCUUAUCCCUGUAUCGAUGAACCUCCAUCCACCUCAAUCAACAUCUGAGCCAACCAACCACGAACACACACACGAGAUUCAACCACCGUCAUCAUAAAAUUUUCACCGGACGCUCUGGUGCGUGGCGUUGGCACAAAUAAAAGUUGAGGAUGCCAUCAAUCUUGAAUACAAAACGAGUAAAGGUAGGGUUCGGGAUCCCCCAAUUUGCGAUGAUGGUCUCCUGGUUCGCCUUCCCUGCAGCCUCGGGAUUGUGCACCAACACUUGGGGAGAGUUUAGCUGACAUAUGAUAUCACGGUAUUUAGGGUGUCUCUAUCUUCCGGCCCUUCGGUACGAAAUUAUAUACCCCUCCGAUUCCCGCAUAUCUCGAGAGGCCUUUUUCCGUUUCCCCGUCUUUUUCUUACCAAAUCGGCUGACUGACAAUUUGUGAACAGUUUACGGAUCAAUUGCGACGCCAGUCAACCCGGACAAGAAGCCUCCAAACCUCCCACCAGACCACACACACCAGUGGACCGUCUCUGUGAAGGGGGUCGAUGGUGCUGACGUCUCGCAUUUCAUCAAGAAAGUACAGUUCAAACUACAUGACACCUAUGCCAACCCUUUACGAAGUUUGUCAAUCCUCCCCCCCCCCCCCAUCUCCCCCCUCCCGUGCAUAUACAUACAUCAAACCAGCCUAAUACAUUAUGAAACGGCAUAGCUUGCGAGUCACCACCAUUCGAGGUAUCAGAAACAGGGUGGGGAGAGUUUGAGAUCGUUAUCAAGAUCUGGUUUGUCCCGGAGUCGGGCGAAAAGCCACAAUCGUGUUUCCACUUCCUAAAGCUGCACCCGUACAUCGGUGACAAAGCAGAGCUUGAGCUCGCAAGGCAACAGCGCCGCCCUGUUCUUUCGUACAUGUACGAUGAAUUGGUUUUCAACGAGCCCACGGAAGCCAUGUACGACAUCCUGACUUCCAAAGGGUCUGCAAGGCUUCCUAGCCGCGCGAGGGGCGCUCGUGGCGAGUUUACAGAGGAAUCGGAGGCUAUGGAGCUUGACCGCCUCAAUGCAGGCCUUCAGAUCGUCAAGGAGCAUAUUGACAAAGCGAAGGAAACCCUGUUGGCCAAGGAGAAGGCCGUGGCCGAGCUCAAAGCCGAGCGCGAGAAGAAGUAAUGAUUUCUGGUCUACUCCUUCUGAGUCGUUUUUUUGUCUUCUUUUUUCCUCGGGUGUGGGCGAGUUGACAGUUGUUCCAAUACGGUCGAAAAAAAAAGGAAGAAGAAAAAAACUGCAACUCGUAUCCAAAUCGAGCCCCAUCGAUCACGAUUUCCUCUGUGGCGUUUACAGUGGUAUUUUUUCUCGCCUGCUGAAAUGACCUCCUGCUCAUGCCUGUUUGGUUUGUUGUGAUAUCCCUAUUUGAUUUAGCUUGAUUUCCUUCAGGAUGUUUUUUCUAUGUUUUCAUUCUCAAUCCUUGUGGGUUUUCUCGAUUCGUCCUUUCGGGAUCGCCUUUCAUCCUUCCUCCGGUCAACACCGGCUCUUCUUUGAAACUCUCGCUUGGGUUUCAGCUUAGCCUUCGCUUGUACUGUACUGUGCUCGAGUAGUCCAGUUCUAGACCCUAAAAAAGGCCCGAAUGUUUAUGAUGGUUAACUGACUCGAGCUAAAUGCCCUCCAUCGUGAUUUGCAUCGCCACUGAGCGGGAAGUUAUCGGAGGGAGGAGACAGCUCACGAUUUCCCACCCUUACCAUUCACAAUUCAUUUAUUAUCAUCAUCAUCAUCACCAUCGUAGUGAACAAUUUUCUCCCGCCCCUGUCUGUCCGUGUGCCCUUCAGUUGUAAGCUAACUAGUUUGUUGGAAAAACCUUUAUUCUCCCUCUUGGUGACAAAUUCAUAGUUAUCAUCCCUCUCUAUCUCUCUAUCUCUCUCUUUCCUCUUUCCCUCUUUUUCUCCCUUCUUAUCUUAUCCCUUCCUUCCUUUCUUCCGCGGGGAAGGAGAGGGCAAGGCGAUGGGGCAAGGGGGAAAAGUUACAGCCUUAAUCCGUGAUGGGGACUAGAGAAAAACGAUUGAAGGCAUGGUGAUACUAUACUCAAGUACUGUAAAAGAAAGUAUCAAAUUUGAGUGAAGGAAAUAGAAUAGAGUUCCGUCUA